AUAGCACGCGUCUUAUAAUGAAGUGGAUCCUGCUGGUUGUAAUAGUGGCGUUUCUGGGAAUUUCAAAAGCACAGAUAUGUAACCUUAAUUGCACAGGAAGUGGAACUGAAUUCCUUUGCGGAAAAACUGUGAGAAAUGGCAGGGAAAUCAGAUGCACCUACAGGAAUCCCUGCGAAAUGGAUCGGAAUGCCUGUCAGAGACGGGAAGUAUGGAGAAAAGACACAACAGGUCGAUGCACACGCGACUCGGAUGAAUGCAGGAGGUAGGGGGAAAAUGACCCGGCGCAGGAGAAGCAGCUGGAUAUUUUUAAGAAUUGUAUAAAUAUUGACACAAUUGACAACACGAAAUAUACAAAAUAUAUAUUUUUUGACAGUCCCUAAAAA
Drosophila biarmipes is the source of this 383-nucleotide messenger RNA. RefSeq lists its product as uncharacterized. The record is from RefSeq and is a predicted model, not a curated record. The coding region runs from base 18 to 266 and encodes 82 amino acids. Lineage: Eukaryota; Metazoa; Arthropoda; Insecta; Diptera; Drosophilidae. The transcript has 2 exons.